Alternaria atra is the source of this 2244-nucleotide messenger RNA. RefSeq lists its product as uncharacterized. The record is from RefSeq and is a predicted model, not a curated record. Lineage: Eukaryota; Fungi; Ascomycota; Dothideomycetes; Pleosporales; Pleosporaceae. Bases 1 to 2244 code for a protein of 747 amino acids. Gene Ontology annotation, biological process: carbohydrate metabolic process. The transcript has 2 exons.
AUGGACGCGCAUAACUCUUCCGGUGCAUCCGCCACCUCAGGCGAUGACUUGAAGCUCAAGAAUCGCCUGAACGAAAGCCGAAGCCCUUAUGUCCGAGGCCAUAUGAACAACCCGGUCGCAUGGCAGAUGUGGGGACCAGAAGCAAUUGAGCUGGCGAAGAAGUCGAACAGGCUGAUAUUCAUCAGCAUAGGUUAUGCAGCAUGCCAUUGGUGUCAUGUCAUGGAGCGCGAGUCGUUCGAGAACGAUGAGGUCGCGAAGCUGCUGAACGAGAACUUCAUACCAAUAAAGAUUGAUCGCGAAGAGCGCCCAGAUGUCGACCGCAUAUACAUGAACUACGUUCAGGCAACAACAGGCUCAGGAGGAUGGCCCCUGAAUGCUUUCAUCACACCAGACCUGGAACCGAUAUUCGGCGGGACGUACUGGCCUGGUCCAGGGUCCACGAUGGCAAUGGGCGAGCACAUUGGCUUUGUUGGCAUACUCAAGAAGAUUCGCGAUGUGUGGAGGGAUCAGCGUCAGAGGUGUCUAGACUCAGCAAAGGAGAUUACAGCACAAUUGCGAGACUUUGCUGAGGACGGCAACAUCAGCAGAAAAGAUGGCGCAGCUCAUGAAGGCUUGGAUCUAGACCUCCUGGAUGAAGCAUAUGAGCACUUCAAAAAGCGCUACGACAAGAAGCACGCAGGCUUCGGCAGUGCGCCCAAGUUUCCUACGCCCUCGAACCUCCAAUUCCUCCUCAAGCUUUCCGAAUUCCCGAACGCCGUCAGAGAAGUAAUCGGAGCAAAAGAUUGUACACACGCGAAGGACAUGGUAUUGGCUACACUGGAUGCGAUGAACAAGGGUGGUAUACAUGAUCAGAUUGGAAAUGGCUUUGCACGAUACUCCGUCACCAAAGACUGGAGCCUACCGCAUUUCGAGAAGAUGCUCUACGAUCAGACACAGCUGCUUCCUGUGUACCUGGAUGCGUAUCUCAUGACGAAAAGCCCGGAACACCUCUCAGCAGUCCACGACAUCGCGACAUAUCUGACCAGCCCGCCGAUGCACGCCGAAGGUGGAGGCUUCUUCUCGUCGGAGGACGCGGAUUCAUUAUACAGACCGAAUGAUAAGGAGAAGCGAGAAGGCGCUUUCUACGUGUGGACGUUGAAGGAGUUCCAGGACAUACUAGGCGAUCGAGACGCCGAGAUCCUCGCACGAUAUUACAAUGUCAAGGACGAGGGCAACGUCGCACCCGAACAUGAUGCGCAUGAUGAACUGAUCAACCAGAACGUACUAGCCAUCACCGCAACACCAGAAGACCUGGCAAAACAGUUUGGUCUGUCAGAAGACGAGGUCAGUAAGAUACUGACUGAGGGUCGGCAAAAGCUACUCGAGCACCGCAACAAAGAGCGUCCACGACCCGGUCUCGACGACAAGAUUGUAGUAUCCUGGAAUGGACUCGCCAUCGGCGCCCUAGCACGAACCUCUGCCGCGCUCUCAUCACAAGAUCCCACACGCUCAAAAGCAUACCUAGCCGCAGCCGAGAAAGCAGCCGCCUUCCUCCAAAAGGAGCUUUACAACUCCGACACCAAGACUCUGAUCCGCGUCUACCGAGAAGGCCGUGGCGACGCCCCUGGUUUUGCAGACGACUACGCCUACCUAAUCUCGGGUCUCAUCUCCCUCUACGAAGCCACCUUCAACGACGCCUACCUCCACUGGGCCGACGACCUCCAACAAACUCAACUGCGCAUGUUCUGGGACAAAGAAAACCUCGGCUUCUUCUCCACGCCCGAAGACCAAAAGGAUCUCAUCAUGCGGUUGAAAGAUGGUAUGGACAAUGCCGAACCAGGCACAAACGGCGUUUCAGCACAGAACCUAGACCGCUUGGGUGCGCUACUAGAAGACGAGAGUUAUACCAGGAAAGCACGCGACACGGCGUCUGCUUUUGAAGCUGAGAUUAUGCAACAUCCUUUCCUCUUCCCUAGUAUGAUGGAUGCGGUUGUUGUUGGUAAGCUCGGUAUCAGACAUAGUGUCAUCACGGGUGAAGGUCAGAAAGUGGAGGAGUGGCUGCAGAGGUACCGGGAGCGGCCUGCUAGUCUCGGUACUGUUAGUAGAGUGGGGAAAGGUAUGGGGGAAUGGUUGAGUAAGAGGAAUGAGCUGGUUAGGAGUAUGGAUGCGGCCAGGGAGGGGGUUAUGGUGUGUGAAGGUGGUGCGUGUAGAGAUGCGUUGAGUAUGGAUAUGGGGAGUGUGGGAGAUGCUGUGCCGAAGGUGUAA